Messenger RNA from Pyricularia pennisetigena, 1038 nucleotides. RefSeq lists its product as uncharacterized. The transcript has 3 exons. The annotation marks the transcript as partial. Lineage: Eukaryota; Fungi; Ascomycota; Sordariomycetes; Magnaporthales; Pyriculariaceae. The record is from RefSeq and is a predicted model, not a curated record.
CCGGCCGCGAGCUCCCUUUCAUCCAAUGCCGGCUCGAACCAGUUGCAGCAGGACCCCGCGUCUUUCCGCAUCGAGAUGUGGUCCUCACUGACUCGGCAAAGUAUAUGUUCGAGGGGUUCCUCCCGACCUUGGAAGCAGCUAGUUGGAGCUCUAUCGUCAUCACAGCUAACAGCAGCUUCUCGCGCCCACGCCGUCCGUCCUCGACCUCAAACUCAAAACGCUUACUACUCGUCUCUCAAAACUACAACAGGGGCACCAAGCACUAGUCAACCCGUCAACAUGGGAAUCAAAACCGACAUUCACCUGUACACCACCGGUACCCCCAAUGGCAUCAAGGUGUCUAUCCUGCUCGAGGAGCUGGGCCUCGAGUACCAGGUGACCAAGAUCGACAUCAUGAAGAACGUGCAAAAGGAGCAAUGGUUUCUUGACAUCAACCCCAACGGUCGCAUCCCGGCAUUGACCGACACUUUUACCGAUGGCAAGACCAUCAAUUUGUUUGAGAGCGCCUCCAUCAUGCAGUACCUUGUGGACCGUUAUGACACGGAGCACAAGGUGUCGUACCCCCACGGUUCCAGGGAGCACUACCAGGUCCAGAACUGGCUCUACUGGCAGAUGGGCGGCCUUGGUCCCAUGCAGGGUCAGGCGAACCACUUCAGCCGCUACGCCCCGGAGAAGAUCCAGUACGGCAUUGACAGGUACCAAAACGAGACCCGUCGCCUUUAUGGAGUCAUGGAGACGCAGCUCGCUAGCAACCCGUCUGGAUACCUUGUCGGUGACAAGGCGACCAUCGCAGACUUUGCCUGCUGGGGAUGGGUAGCUGGUUACUCAUGGUGUGGAAUUGAUAUCGAGCCGUUCCCUCACUUGAAGGCAUGGCUCUUCAAGCUCAAGGAGAGACCCGGUCUCGACAAGGGUCGCAACGUGCCUACUCCGCACACGGCUCUCGACCAUGUCGGUAAGAGCCAGGAGGAGCUGGACAAGAUGGCCGAGGAGUCCAGGAAGUGGAUUCAGGCAGGAAUGGCCGCUGAUGCGAAGAAAUAG